Molecule: messenger RNA, 540 nt
Organism: Aspergillus luchuensis
Lineage: Eukaryota; Fungi; Ascomycota; Eurotiomycetes; Eurotiales; Aspergillaceae
Exons: 1
Coding region: 1-540 (179 amino acids)
Source: RefSeq, a predicted model, not a curated record
AUGCAAAACCAAAACAAAUCUGUUUUAUUCAAAGACAAAGAUACCCUACUUAGCAUGCAUGGCAUUCUAUAUGUAUGUAUACUGUUCUUUCUUCUUUCUCUCGCACUUUCAGACUCUCCAUAUCAUAUCAUAUCAUACCAUAAUCCUCUCAUCUGGAUCCAUACUUUUACUACUAUGUGUAACAUGCCAAUUGACUAUGUUUCUGGUCCUUAUGUUCCACGGCUGGUAAAAAAAAAGUUAUUGUCUUCAUUUCCUUAUGACUGUCUCCACUCACUCACUCACCUGCUCAUUGAUGUACUUGCUUCUCACAAAUAUUUCUCAGUCCAUAUCUAUUGGUUCUAUAUUACAUGGUCAUUGCGUGUGUAUGUUGGAAAAAAGAAGACGAUGAAGAAAGAGGAAGAGGAAGAAAACAAUGAUGGAAAGGGAUUGUGCCAUACAUUUGAUGAUCAAGAAACCGCGGAAUUAAAAAUGCGAUAUGUUAUAACCGAUUACUACCAUACUUCCAUUGAACCAAUUGAUUCCAGUACUGUGAUCUCCUAG